GCUUCAAUGUCAAUUUAAUGUCAUGUCAAUUCAAAAAAACUAAAAAAACACCAAAAAUGUUUUAAAUUCCGGCAUAAUCUCUAUGUACAUACUGUAAAUAAAUAAAUAAUUCAAACAAAAAAUGAGUAAGAUAUCAGUCAAGGGCGGUAGUGAAACAGAGGUGAAAAGUUUCGAAGACGACUCUACAACACCGGAUUUUAUAUAUGGGGGGCCUUUUGUGAAGUUGGAGAAGGCAUGCCCACUGCUGGACACGGCUACUCCCAUAAAUUUGCAAUUACAAGGCACCUUUAAAAAGAGUUUUGCGUAUUAUUCUCUGAAGGAAAGAUUGCCGAUUAUCUUGACGAAAGUCAUAGAUUAUUGCUCGAGGGAAGGACAGAAAAUCCGCUCUGCGAAUAGUGCCUCAGACGAAGACGUCCGAAACUUCAUCCAAUACGUAACCAAGCUGAAAAACGACCUAAUGACCAACAAGAAGUAUGACCUCCUCACAGUUGACACGCCUGAAGCUAAGCGCUGGAACGAAUGGAUACUGAACGCUGAUAACUCGUACUACUUCACUAAUACUUGGGUGUUCACUGAAUGCUAUGUGUACCGGAGGCUAAGGGAAGGAUGUGAGCUACAGAAAGGCCUCCAGAACUUCGAUCCCUUCGACGAGCAGAAGGAAAAGGCUUUUGCUGGAGGAAUGGAACCCAUGUGCAUAGUGGCCGAGAAACUGGUCACCAUGCUGCCUGAGAGCGACAAGGACAAAAGGAAGGCUGACUUCAUCACGCUGCUCAAGAUUUGUCUAUGGGCGAACAAGUGCGACCUCUCGUUGUCUAUGGGCGAGCAAGUCAACCUGAAAGGCGAGGCCAAGACCGAAGCCGGUAGCCCCGACAAGUCUAAAACGUCUGUGGUCGAUACCGCUGUGAUGGACCCGUUCCAGAUGAUCAUAGACUAUAAGGAUAAGAUAUUGGUGGAUGAUUCUGGCAAAGCAGUCGACCAAGUGAUAGCAAAGGCAGAGGCUAUCGCAAAAGCAAUUGAAGGGCCCAAGCCAGCUGAAGCGUCCCCGUCCAAAGCGGCCGUGGCGGAGCCCGAGGGCGAAGACGAAGCGCCGAAGAUACCCUGCCCCGCCAAGAUGGUCAUACCGCAGUCGGUUAUGUUCGAUAUCGUCUGUGACAACGCUGGGUACGAGUUAUUUGCAGACCUAUGCCUGGCGCACUUUUUGGUGUCGCAGAAAAUAGUUCAGAAGGUCCGAUUCCACGUCAAAAAAAUACCUUGGUUCGUCUCUGACGUCACUCCAAGAGAUUUCAAGAACACCAUAGAGAAAUGUAGAUCGGCUAGUUAUAAAAGAGAAGUGCAACAGGAAACAAAAGCAGAGCCUACCGCGGAGGGCGAAGCCCCGCCACCGGAGCCUCCGCGGGUCAUAGCGGCCGACAGCCUCCAUACCAUAGCCGACCAGUGGGCGGCUUACGUCGACGACGGGACUUUUGUGGUCUUGAGUGACGACUUCUGGACAUCCCCUCACACGUACAAAGACAUGAAAAAGUACGACUACAACUUGUACCGGAAGCUGCAGUACGCGGCGGCCAUUUUGUUCAAAGGCGACCUCAACUACCGGAAGUUGCUGGGCGAGAGGAACUGCAACCCAGUGCUGGGAUUCGAACCUUCGUUGCAAGGCUUCAUCCCAGCGCCAAUCAUAGCAGUGCGCACAGUGAAAGCGGACCUCAUCUGUGGCCUGCCCAAAGGCAGGUGGGAGCAACUCAACAAGAUCGACGAGCAAUGGAUGCAGAAAGGCGAUUACGGUGUGAUCCAAUUCUGCGCGAAGGCUGAACCUCUAAAGGUGGCCGACAGACCGUGUCUCGACUACGGAGAAGUUUGCUUCGGCGCCGGCUGCCCGGUCCAUACUGAUCUAUGAUCCUAGACUUACCCAGCCAUAGACAACAAUUAUAAACACGGAUUUAUAAUCAUAGACAAUGUUACAAGGACUGAAAGCCAUAGACUAGAUUUAUUCAUCGCGGACAGCCAAGCCGAAAGUGUUUCGCAACCUGCUAUCAUAGACAACCAGCUGCCUGCUUCUCAUUCAUCUAUGAUUGCCUACUAACAACGUACAAACGACCAAAGAACAAUGUAAGUCUUCGUCACCCCCAUAACAGCCAUAGACUACAGUCAUAUGCCGUCGGUUGCCCAGACAACGCGGAUCUAUGAUAAUAGAUAAUACAAAACGUUCGUAGAACACUAUUCAUUAUAAGUACGACGCCAUUCUUGUCAUAGUCAAUUUAGAUAGAAUAAUGUUUUUUAAAGAUUUCACACUAUUGCCUUGUGAUUUGAAAUUCACAUUAAAACUUGCAUUUUCUAUUUGUAAUUUAAUAUAAUAAUCUAAUAUUGGUGUAUUCGGCGGUUUUCUUACAAUUUAGGGUUUGUGCAAUCCUUAAAGGUAUUCAACUUUACUUCCCAUAGGUCCUAAGUAUACCUUUAUUCCGUUGAUUGAAGUCAUAAAGUUGGAAAUAAGUUAAAUUAUUAUUACUGAAUUUAAACCAUAGUUGUGAUAAGAUAUAGUUACCCUAAUUACUUACUCAUUUUUUGUUAUGAAUUUUUAAACGAACGUUAACUAUUUCUUGAUAAAAAAUGAAAGCAACUGCGUUUGCACAAUCAAUCCAUAGUUUAUACAAAUCUAACCCAUACCAUUUUUUUUACUGUUACGCAAUAAAGUUUUCAAAAUAA
Ostrinia furnacalis (Asian corn borer) is the source of this 2697-nucleotide messenger RNA. Its product is annotated as protein-glutamate O-methyltransferase. Gene Ontology annotation, biological process: DNA damage response. The record is from RefSeq and is a predicted model, not a curated record. Gene Ontology annotation, cellular component: nucleus. Bases 122 to 1891 code for a protein of 589 amino acids. Lineage: Eukaryota; Metazoa; Arthropoda; Insecta; Lepidoptera; Crambidae. Gene Ontology annotation, molecular function: phosphatase activity. The transcript is spliced from 14 exons.